Molecule: messenger RNA, 1826 nt
Organism: Eurytemora carolleeae
Lineage: Eukaryota; Metazoa; Arthropoda; Copepoda; Calanoida; Temoridae
Product: protein msta
Exons: 18
Coding region: 75-1778 (567 amino acids)
Molecular function (GO): protein binding
Source: RefSeq, a predicted model, not a curated record
CUAGGAGGAGAGAGAAUACUUAUAUUUAUAUUCAACACUGCAAUGCCAGUCAAACUUUUGUGAAGUGCCCACAUAUGAUAUUGAGAUCAAGUGUUCAAGAUCAACGCUCCGACCUUCAUGGCUUAAAUCCGCCAAAACCCGACGAGGAAUCUCCGCCUUCUCCGCCUACUAAACCGUGCACAGUGUGCUCCGCCCCCAACUCCGCCCUGAUCCCCUGCAAGUCCUGCAACUCCACCGUGUACUGCUCAACAAUGUGCAAGCUGAAGGAUGGUAAGAAUGAUCUUCAUGAUUGUCUUUCCUACACUAUCCUUCACGAGGAUAGGUGUGGUCGUCUUCUCAUGGCUGCCAGAGAUAUAAAGGAGGGUGAGACGAUAUUUACUGAUGCUCCUGCAGCUGUUGGACCUGAUAAUAAUCCUAAACCGGUUUGUUUAACCUGCUACAAGAGAUUGCCAGGGCUGACCUACCGCUGCAGGUACUGUAGCUGGCCUCUCUGUAGUCCGUACUGCCAAGUAGACGAUGGACCUCAUGCUAGAGAAUGUUGUCUGUUUCAGAUACAUUCACCAAGGUUCAGUAUCGAGGACUAUAAGGUCAGCUGUCCGUCCUACAAUGCAAUUAUGGUACUCAGAUUACUGUGGUUGAAAGAGAAUAAAAGAGAAGUUUGGGAUCUGAUUGAUAUUCUCAUGGAUCAUCUAGACGUAGAUAAAGAGCUCACUAAAACAAAGAAAGGUGUAAUCUCCUUUAUCCGAGACCACUGUAAGCUCACUCAGUUCUCAGAGAAGGAAAUCCUGCAUCUCAUGGGUAUCGUAGAUACGAAUGCGUAUAUUAUUGGAGAGAAUCCCAACAAAGACGUUGAUCUCCAGGGCUUAUUUCCAAUUACGUCUAUUCUAAACCAUUCCUGUUCUGCGAACACAAUCUGUUUUGCUGGGAACGAUUUCACAUUCACUUGCAGAGCUGUCACGGAUAUUAAAAAAGGUGAAGAACUAACGACCAACUACCUCCACUAUCACUACCAUGCAUUUGGACUGAGCUACCGCAACCCUGAGCUCUCGUCCUUCUGGCAUUUUAAAUGUGAAUGUCGUCGUUGCAAGGAUCCGUCUGAGUUUGGUACUAUGUCGGAUUCUCUCAUCUGUCCAGACUGUACUCUUGGCAGAUUAUUGCCACUCAACGAUUCCAGUGAUAGUGAGUGGAUUUGUGGAAGCUGUUAUGGAAGUCAACCUAGAAAAUUUGUUGUCAAUACAAUCAAUACUUGGUGGAACACUAUGGAGGAUCAUCCUAAGUUUGAUGUGAUAAAACUGAUGGAACUGCUGAGGAAGAUGAAGGAAGUAUUUGAUCCAAAUCAUUAUUAUUGUAUGGAGGUCAAACGAAGGAUUAUUGAGAACAUAGGUGAAACCAAGGGAUACGAAUACGAAUCUGUUGCAAUACCAUGGUUGGAGAAGAAGGUUGAGUUCUGUAAGGAUCAUCUCAACCUACAGAAGGUUGUUGCUCCUGGGUUAUCUGAGUACAGGGCGUAUAUGUCAGUUCACUGUGGAGAAGCCCUGUACUGGCUUGGUAAAAAGAGAUAUGUAGCAAUGGAGAUGACAGGCCCUCAGCUCAAUACCUGUAUGGAGGAAGUAGCGAAUUAUCUUGUAAAAGUUGUGGAAAUUUGGGGACCUUACAGGCGAAGAUCCAGUGAACGAUUAAGAGCUGAGGAAGCGCGAGGAUUGCUGGAAACAAUCCACGAGAAAUAUAUCCAAACCAAACAUUUAGAAACAGCCAAUAGAAUAUUGAAAACAGAAUAAUUGGAAUGUGUCCUGCUCUGACAAUUAGUAAAUGAUUUGUGUGAUUUA